UUCAAACGGAUUUUACUAUGUCGAUCAUUUAGUUUGUAAGAUUUCUUAAAUAUCAUAACCAGGUUAAAAAUGACUAGUUCAUUAGAUGACACCAACGAAUGGGAGCUGAGUAAAGAAAACAUUCAACCGCUCAGACAAGGGCGGAAAUUUUCUUCACUUACAGCAGCCUUACAGCCACACUCCGUCGAUCAACAGAAAAUCAAACAACAAAAAGAUUUGUUUGAACAAGAGUUGAGAACCUAUGAUGGAGAUGACCCGUUGGAAGUGUGGUAUCAAUACAUUAAGUGGACCGAGCAAGCGUAUCCUAAAGGCGGGAAAGAUGGAAACCUCAAAACGCUGUUGGAGCGAUGCAUCACCAAAUUCAAAGAUUAUGAGGAGUACAAGAAUGACCCCCGCAACACAGAAGCUUGGAUCAAAUUUGCAAAUCUCUGCAAUGAUCCAAUAGAAAUAUUCACGUUCAUGUUCGACCAAGGUUUGGGCUGUGAGCAGGCUAUGCUGUAUGAGGCGUGGGCGUGGUCUCUAGAGCUCAUUGGAAGCAAGAAGAAAGCCGACCUGGUAUUUCUCGAGGGCAUCAAGAGGAGAGCUCAACCGGUGGAUGUCCUGUCGUAUAAACACCAGGAGUUCCAGGCUCGCACCAUGAAGGAGACGAUGAAGGGCAGUGACUCGGAUGAGGAAGUGAGUGAAGAGCAGCGUACGUCCCUCGGUCAGCUGAGAACCAGCGGGAAACACCGGUCUGUUGGCACCACAAGAACCGGGGCCGUCAAGAAGGCUGCUCGGGGUGGCCUCGGCCUGUUAGCUGAAACGAAACCAAAUGCUCAAGUGCCGCAGUCGUUUGAAGUGUUCGCUGAUGACGACAGCCGAGUAGGAGGUGUUCCCUUACAGACAGGGGAAUGGACGACUGUACCAAAACAAUCCCAGGCUAACAGAGAAAAUGAGAAGAAACCUGGACCUUGGAGUAAAUUCAAGCUCCCACAAAAGGCUGGAGUUGUACCAUCAUCUGGUGCCGUGAGUUUGCCAGUGUUUACAGUUCAUGAAGACACUCGCACAGACCACCCAUCCACCAUGUUGCAAAGAUUACCUGAACGAUGUGAUGGUGUUUUGAGUGCGAAAAAGGCUGAAAAGCCGCCGCUCCAUCACAUGCAGCAUGCGGCAGGCCAGACGGCCGACGUCCACCAGCGGCCAAUGUACUGCAAACACAAAAUCUACGCCGGGCUCGAUGAGUUCUCGUUUGAAGAGAUCCGAGCAGCUAACUUCUUUGUGAAGAAGAAAAAGAGGGAAGAAGAGCUGCGGUUGAUGGAAGAGAAGAGAUUGAUAGAAGAACAGCGACAACAGCUGCUGCGAGAGCGCGAGGAGUUGGCAAACCAGCAGGAGAGAAUUCGCAGGGAGAGGAGCGAGAUGCAUCAAUUACGGCAGCAGAUCACACAGCAGUCGCAGCAACUACAGCAACAGCAGCAACACCAGAUCAACACUGAAUGGAAAGCAAAUGCUGUCGAGCAGAGGGCGGUUAUUGAGCGGAGUUUCCAGCAGCUGUCGGUGACUGGUGUUAGCAGUGGGGGACAGGACCAAGCAGAAAGAAAUAACGGACAAGUGACCCAGCAGUUGAAUUUCGAUGAUAUGACCUUGCCUGGUACUGUUUCGGCUGACCUGGGUCAAGGUCAUGUGGUGCCAGGCGUCCCAAACGAGAGUCUGAACACCAGUGAACGGACGCCCAGUCUGACGUUACCACUCAACACGACUCACUCCUCGGGCUCACGGUCACGACACAGCGCCCCCAGUCCGUUCAGCGACAGCUUUCACAAGGGAAGAGGGGCCCUGACUGCGCCCUCUCCCACUGUGUGUACCCUGGAGGCUAUCAAUGCUGUUCGGGGAAUGUUCAACUCAUCGCUGGAGUCGGAUAAACGGAUGAUGGACACCAGCAACACGAUGGACAUGAAGGAAGAUGUGUUAUCGAGACAACCACAGCAGGGUAUCACUGCUUUGUUUAUAAAUAAAGGUGAACUGAUCUGCGACCAGGAAGCUCCGUUCACGAUAUACUCAACUGACGAGGCAGGCGGUGGGGCUGGCCCUAUACAGGUCUUCUGUGAUGACCAGGAGAACAAGGAGAACUGUAUGGUGUCUAGAACCGAUAAGAAACUGACCAAAAGGAAAGCUCUGGCUGGCAUUCUUCAGCCAUCACAGAGUGUCCCUGUCGAUCCCUCUGGAGAUAGUGACUUGAUAGUGGAGGUGACAGACCAGGUAAAGAAUGACGAGGAAUGUGAAAUGGAAGGGAUCGAGCGCCGCGCACUCGAUGACUACACAAUCGCAGCUGUCGGUUCCAGCGAGAGUUUCAGUGCCGCAGCUAAAUUUGCAUCCACACCAUACAACCCGGCUGGAAGACUUGGCAGUCAUGCAGCCAGCAUCUCGAAAUCACAUCUGUCGAAUGUGACACACGUGUCAAACAUCACACAGUCUUCAAAUGUGACACAUUCUUCAAAUGUGACGCAGUCUUCAAACGUGACACAACCUCAGAACUUUGAUGCGGCAAUGGCUACUCCUUCUAAGAAAGGACUGAGUCCAAUAUUUGAAGGCUUGAGCGAGGGGAGCAGCGAGGAGUGGAAAUCGCACGCAAGCAGUCUAGCCAGCCACUCAGCGGGGCUGAGCCUGCUGCACCAGUCUGACGGCCACGCCCUGCCCACCGUCCCCGAGGGGAAGCCCGGCCACUGUAUCGACAUGACCACCUAUGUGGUGCCCGAUCUGGACGAACACACGCAGGCCUUACACAACAUGUCGGUGAGGAUCGACCCGUGCAACCCAUUCGAUGAGCAGACCAUCGCUGGCUUCUUGGAAUCGCUGCCCACGCCACUCUCUGACUACCCUAACUAUGUGACGCUCGACUCAAAGAUACCCAAAAUUGUUUCAAAUGCAUUUAUCCACCUGGGUCAGGAGUCUUACCAAGUGCUGCGGUGUAUUGCACAGGGUGGAUUCGGCAAGAUAUUCUGUGCAGAUGAAUUUAACAUGGAAAAUAUGCUCAAUUCGGCAGACAGUGCAAAGGUUGUAAUAAAGGUACAGCAACCAGCUUGUCCAUGGGAGUUCUACAUCUGUUGUGAAAUUGCCAAGCGACUCAAACAACUGCAGAUGCCUGUGGAUAUUACCCCGUCCAUCAUGGCCAUUGACAAGGGUUACUUCUUCCACGACGGGAGUUAUCUGGUCAGUGAAUACCACAAGUACGGCUCACUGCUGAACGUGGUGAACCUGUAUGCAGGGAACAGAGACUGGGCGGCCACAUUCGAGUCGUUCGCUCUCUAUGUGACCAUCGAACUGCUGCACAUCAUGGAGAACCUGCAUCGCUGUCACAUCAUUCACGGCGACGUCAAGCCCGACAACUUCCUCGUCAUCAACAUCCCGCUGUGUAUCUCCGGCAAGACGAGAGACGAGGUGUUUGGAUCGAGCACCAAGUGUCUCAAGCUGAUCGACUUCGGACGCAGUAUUGACAUGACGAUGUACCCGCCCAACACUUUCUUCAUGGCCCAGUCCAACACGGCAGGAUUCCAGUGCAUCGAGAUGAAAACAAACAUGCCAUGGACUUACCAGACUGAUCUGUUUGGACUGGCUGGCACGGUUCACGUGGUGCUCUUUGGUUCCUACAUGAAGGUCUACCAGGAGAAGGGAACGUGGCGCAUGACAUCAAGUUUUGUGAGAAAGUGGAAUGUGCCGCUGUGGAAGAAUUUUUUCGACACCCUCCUCAACAUACCAAGUUGUGAUGAGCUGCCUGAUCUCGGCAAGCUGCGCACUGCGUUUGAAGAUUACUUCCUCGCUCAACACAUCCAGAAAUACAACCCAAUCGCCGUCAAAGUCUUCAGCCAUUUCAAAGACAUCCUCGACUCAUGACUUUGGUGAGGGCUGGCGAAAGUGACUAAAGACAUCUCUGUGUUAAACAGACACCUAAGUCAGUAUUAGACAGUGGUCUUUAUGACAAGUGCCUGUAUAAUAAAGGUGGCCGUAUGAUCAGGUUGGACAUUCUGAACUGUGUUAACUGCUGAAACAUACAAGACACUCAAACCUGUGGAUUGGACAGGGAGUCUUUAAACAAAGGUGACUGCUUAGCAGAGGUCGUCUGGAAAGACUUGUGCAAUUGCUGAAAGGACUGGUUACUGAAGCAUGUAUUAAACCGAGUCCGCAAUGAAAGAACUUGAUUAAUCAAACCGUAAUUAAUUGAGCAACAACCUGUUUAUAAAGGACGUUCAACAUGUUCCUGUCUAACAAUAUCUUAAUCUAAUCGAGCAUUGAUCAGUCAAUCCAAACACUUCACUACUAGAAAGUGAUAUACAAAGUUUGACAAUGGGACUGUGAUGGUAAAAUUGAGAUACUGCAUUGUAACAAGUUUAAACUAGUGAAUAUACAUUUUAUUGGCCUGUACGCACUGAUCUGGGCCCGUACUUUCAGAACUUUUAGUCCAGACUCAAUCUCUAAUGAUAUCACACGUAUACUAUUUGUAUGGUGUUGCCAUGACGUUACUGUUUCAGACACAAUCUCUGAUGACAUCACACGUAUACUAUUUGUAUGGUGUUGCCAUGACAUUACUGUUUCAGACACAAUUUCUGAUGACAUCACACGUAUACUAUUUGUAUGGUGUUGCCAUGACGUUACUGUUUCAGACUCUUUAGAAUCUAGAAUCUAUAAGUUUUAUAAGCACCGGGUCAAGACUUUUUAAGGAAUGUCAGAUGACAGAUGAGAGAAAUAUUCAUCAUUGAAAAACCUGGUUCUAGCUUGCUCGUUACUUUUUCUCAUUUGUCAGGGUCAAUGAGUUUAAAUGUCUCAUAUAAAUGUUUUAUCUCCAAGUACAUCUAAGGGGGGUAGUGGGUAGUGGUGUUUAACUCUGCUGGUUUACUACAUAAAGAAACAUAAGGCAAAUGUCUACAAUUGAAUUUUUGACCCGCUGUUUACAAUAUACAUUUUGAAAUAUUGCUGGUAGUACAAGUACUCUUCAGCUUGAAUAAUGCAACUACUGAACCACAUUCUGUGUAAUCUAUUAACUGAGAUUUGAAAAAAAGAAGCUCUCUAUGUUGUAAAAUUUAUUCAUCUUUAUUACAAGAUUAGGGUCUGUAUUUUAUAACAGUUUAUUAGAAUGACAGCCAGAGUCACACUUUUUUGUGAAAAGUUUUGAUUUCUGAUUGUUUUACCCACUGAUGUUCCAGGGAACAAUAUUUCAAAAUAUUAGGUAACCAGAAAUCAGUUGAUAUGAUUGUUACUCCGCUAACUGAUUAUUUGAUUAUGUCAAUUAUAUUUACGUAACCCAUGAGUUGCAAUUUGACUACUAAUGUGUUGUGCGUCAAGUGUCCAAAAAUAAGGCAGUAUAGAAGCCAUGAUUGUUGGAAUAUAUGAAUUAAGUUCUGGUGGUCCUUAAGUUUGCAACUUUUAAGUUUAGAAAACAUAACAAUUUACCAUGUAACCAGUCAUAGUCAAAAUAAUUCGUAUAUUUUUUAUAAUAUAUUAUGUUUCAAAGACAAAUCAUGACUGCACUUGUAUUUUUUAUAUAUAUAUAUAUAUAUAUAUAUAUAUAUAUAUAUAUAUAUAUAUUACUUGUAUAUAUGUCUGUGUGAGUGUGUGUUUUUUUCCUCUUCCGGUGUGAAUGUGUGUAUGAAUAUUUACGAUAUAAUAGAUCUUUCAGAACACAUUUUGUAUAAUUAACUUUUUCUUCUUUUUUUGGUUAAGUUACUCAUCUGUUGGAAGACUGAACAUUAAAAGCUAUAUACACAGAUAACAUAAUAUACAACUGUUUUUGUAUCUGUAUCAUUAAUAUUCAUACUUAUAACCUCUUGCUAACAACUACCAAUGGUUUAUACUCUAUUAAAAUGUCUAUCAGUUUACUGAGCUGUUAUAUAUAUGUGGAAUUUUGUUUUGUAACUUUGUCACUUCAUCCCUGUGGUUGGGACAGAUGACAAAUGUAAACAGGGGUUUUGUGAAAAAAAAAUAAAAAAAAUUUAACAAUUAAAAAAACAUAUGUUGGUUACCACAAAACUACCAAUCGGUGGUGUGCAUCGGGCCUGAAUGUGAAUCUGAAACGGACACAUGAACAGAUCGUUUGAAAUAUAGUGGUCUGGUGUUAGGUUAGGAUCAAUUUUUAAAUAUAUAUUUAUUCAUAUAUGUAUGCAGAACAUUAUUAAGUAAUAACAGAAGCAGUAUGAUAAAUGAGAACGGUGAUUGCUUGCAAGGGAAUAACAAUAUCAAAGAUUUAAAACAGUGUGCAGACAUAUUACUAGUCUAGUGAUUUGGUACAUCAAACCAGAACAUGUGGAGAAUUUAGUAAAAUGUGUGAAAAUCCUUGGCUCAUCGCAUCUGGAGUAAGCACUGUACUGACUGAGUUAAAUCCCACCCCAAUGUAAUGGUGAUUCCAUUGGCCGUGAUCAGUAAUACUGUGACAGUAUUGUAGUUAUAAAUAACAUUACAAGUCGGCUGCAGUGAAUAACGGGUAUUUAACAUCUUCUGUAUGGGAAGGGCUUUCUGUCCACUUACCAAAGUAUAAAAAGAAAGAACUAAACUAAAAUAAUGUUAGAUGGCAGAAAAACGAUCGCCUGUCCUCUAGAACUGGUGGUUAAAUUUUGCAGCUCGUCCGUCAGAAAUAUCCUGGCAUUUGGCAAGCAGUCUAGUAGUAAUGUGUGCACCGUGUAAUAUAACCUGUUUAUUUUGUGGUUCAGUAUGAACAGUCGUAACACAUGAAGUAGUCUACAGGUGUUUAUAAUACUAGUACAGGUGUAACGACAUCUCAUUAAAAUGUUCACAGCUAUUUUCAGGUGUUUUGUUUUCAUUUGUCGUUUUCCAAUUGUUGUUCAGGUUUUCUUUUGAAGUGUAUAAAAUUGUACUUUGUCAAAGCAGUCAUGGUCUCUCUUCUCACAGGUUAUUACAUUUAUACACAUUGGAACCCAUCUAUAACCCGACCCAAGUCACCCAACACUACUUUCAUAAUAUUUUAAUAAUAAAAGCAAAUCCAUCCUCCACCAUUGAGUGAGAGCCCCUGAAAUCAAUAACAAUUUUACAAAUUGCUUCAAGAGACAUAGUGACUAUCUGUACAGUUUAUACUUGGAAAAUGGAAGAUUUCUUUAAUCAUGCACCCCCAUAUUCGUCUUGUAUAGGUUUCAUUGCUAUCCUACACACACAGACAACAGACAGACACGCACACACAGACGCACACACACACUUCUAUCUGUCCUUUCCACUCUCCCAGUUUAUCCAUCUCCAAUCUGGCCCAGCAAUUUAAAAUGAACCUUUUUUUCUUUUUUUUUAACACUACAGCAUAUUUUUCAGUCCGAGCAGUUUAAAAAAAAUUGAAAUCAGACGUUACUUAGAUUUUAUUGUUGAUCCAUUUCCAUAUUUCCGUAGUGUUUCUGGUCAUCCUGGUGGAUUUAAUACCACGAAAUUUAUAUAUAUAUAUAUAUAUAUAUUUGCAUAUUUACAAAACCGCACAUACCUUUGAGAAGUAAUGAUUAUGAAAACGAGCUGCUCUGGUCUAUUUUAAGGGUAUUUCCCCGUUUCAAGGUUACAGACUCGUGUUUUUACUCUAUUGUAACUUUAAACAAAUUUGUUACAGGUUUGUAGAUUAACCAAACUUGGUGUUAAUUUUCACAGAUUGAAACUGGGCUCUGCGACUUAAUAAGUCUAGUUUUCAUACACUUAAUAUUAAGACUGCAGUCUCCAGUAUAUUUGUAAUACUCAAACAUUUGGAAUAAACUUGGUUUUCUCGUAA
Molecule: messenger RNA, 7720 nt
Organism: Gigantopelta aegis
Lineage: Eukaryota; Metazoa; Mollusca; Gastropoda; Neomphalida; Peltospiridae
Product: mitotic checkpoint serine/threonine-protein kinase BUB1-like
Exons: 24
Coding region: 70-3867 (1265 amino acids)
Biological process (GO): protein phosphorylation; mitotic spindle assembly checkpoint signaling; meiotic sister chromatid cohesion, centromeric
Molecular function (GO): protein kinase activity; ATP binding
Source: RefSeq, a predicted model, not a curated record